Messenger RNA from Mangifera indica (mango), 663 nucleotides. Its product is annotated as probable adenylate kinase 7, mitochondrial. NCBI's taxonomy places the organism in Eukaryota, Viridiplantae, Streptophyta, Magnoliopsida, Sapindales, Anacardiaceae. Bases 1 to 663 code for a protein of 220 amino acids. Gene Ontology annotation, biological process: nucleobase-containing compound metabolic process. The record is from RefSeq and is a predicted model, not a curated record. Gene Ontology annotation, cellular component: mitochondrion; cytoplasm. The transcript is spliced from 4 exons. Gene Ontology annotation, molecular function: ATP binding; AMP kinase activity.
AUGGGGAAAAUAGCUGGAUGGCGCCUAGAAUUGGGUUCUGCUGAGUCUUCGCCGAAGAGAGGUGUCCACUGGGUGCUUAUUGGAGACCCGGGGUUGAAGAAACACGUGUACGCUGAGCGUUUGUCGAAGCUUCUAGAAGUUCCUCACAUUUCUAUGGGAAGUCUUGUUAGACAAGAGCCUGAACCUCGCUCUUCUCUCUACAAACGGAUUGCAAAUGCUGUAAACGAAGGAAAGCUUGUUCGAGAGGAUGUAAUAUUUGCAUUGCUCUCGAAGAGGCUAGAAGAAGGAUACUAUAGAGGGGACAACGGUUUCAUUCUAGAUGGAAUUCCUCGCACAAGGAUCCAAGCUGAGAUUCUUGAUCAAAUUGUGGACAUCGAUCUAGUUGUGAAUUUUAAGUGCACUGAAAAGCACUUGGUUAAAAAGAAGCUGGACGGGGAAGCCUUUUCUCCUCGCUGGGAAUUUCUUAGCACGAGGAGUUCCAGGUUUUCCACGGUUGAAGCUACCGCCGCCUGGACUGAAAAAUUCCGAAUCUAUGCUGAGCAGUCAUUUUAUAUGCCGAAGGCUAGAACAAUGUUCCUUCCUGUUUGCUUUACUUUAGUUACAGUCAAAUGUGAGAUCUGGUGGACUCAAGAAACGGCUCAAAAGGAAAAUAAGUUUUAUUAA